UUUCCACGUCUCACAAUGGUUAACUGCUGUGGGAGGGGUUGGUUGGGCGAGCUUCUGGAGAUCCACAUUGAUUUCUAUGUUCAGAGCGAAAGCCUUGCUGCUGCCGGAUAGUCCUGCUCUGCCCAACUGCUUGUGUAUGCCCACUGGAUGCCCGGGUCCACACAUGGGGGCAGGAGAAAAGUCCCAGUAACCCCAGGAUCUAUGUCCAGGCGGAGGAAGGGGACUCAGUCUUUCUGGGGACUUCGGUCUCCUCUACUUUAAGUGCUGCCAUGCAGUACGAGCCUGGACCAGGAUGGAGGGUACAGUGACUGGUUGCGUUGUAUCUUGGAGAUGAUUUGAUCUUCUCACCCAACAAUGAACAACAGCACGGAGGGGACAUCGUAUAGGGGACUUCUGUCCCCAUCGAAUACCACAGACCUCAGGGACUUCAAGAUAUCGGUCUUGUUUUCCAUAGUAUUCAUGACGGUGGGGAUCACAUCCAACAGUCUUGCCAUAGUCAUACUCUUGAAGGCCUACCAGAGGUUCAGGAAGAAGUCCAAGGCCUCCUUCUUAUUGUUUGCCACUGGCUUGGUCUUUACUGACUUAUUCGGCCAUCUCAUCAAUGGGACUAUCGCGGUCUUUGUCUAUGCCUCCAAUAGAGAAUGGUCAAAAUUUGAUCACGCGAACAUUCUGUGCAGCAUAUUUGGCAUGUGCAUGGUGUUCUUUGGCCUCUGCCCGCUCUUACUAGGGAGUGUAAUGGCGGUCGAGAGGUGUAUCGGAGUCACUGAGCCCAUCUUUCACUCAACUAAAAUGACCUCAAGACAUGCCAAGAUGAUCUUGGCUUUCGUCUGGCUCUUUGCCAUUUCAGUGGCUUUGUUGCCUAUUGCGACUUUAAGAUCUUACCACAUCCAGGCCACCAAGACAUGGUGUUUUUUCAAGACUGAACAGAUUGAAGACUGGAUGGAUCAGUUCCAUUUGCUGUUUUUUUCCUGUUUGGGGCUCCUUUCUUUGGCCAUCUCAUUUGUAUGCAACGCCAUGACUGGAAUAACAUUGAUCAGAUCCAAACUGAAAAGUCAGCAACACAGAAAAGGCAGAUCCCAUCACCUGGAGAUGAUAAUCCAGCUGCUGGCUAUCAUGUGUGUCUCGUGUAUUUGCUGGACUCCGUUCUUGGUUACAAUGGCAAAUAUUGGAUUAAAAAACUACGGAUCUCAGGACCCUCACGAGACAAUCCUUUUUUCUCUCCGGAUGGCCACUUGGAAUCAAAUAUUAGACCCAUGGGUUUAUAUUCUUCUAAGGAAAACAGUCCUAAGAAAACUUUUCAGAAUUGUCCAGCGUUGUUGUGGCAUAGAAAUCAUAGAUUUACAUGGUUGGGAAUUUAGCUCCAUCAAAAACUCCCUCAAGGUCGCUACAGUCUCGGAACAUCCUGCUUGCUCACGAAAAAAUACCUUGAGUAUCUCUCCAAAAACAGAUACAGAACAAAAAUGUGAACUCAUUGAAAGAAAAUAAAGCACUUUUUCAACCGUUUGUCAAAAAUUAUAUCCCCAAAAGUGUAUAUCGUGAGGCUAUGUCAUGGUGAUCUAAUACAGAGUGACCUCAUGCACCUUCAGCAAGACUGAUAUAUUUCUUAGCAUGGCAAACAGCAUAGACCUCUUUUUGUGCCACAAUGAAGACUGUAAGUCUUGUAAACAGUAGGCAAUGAUCCGUAAGAUGUAUAUGAUGGUAAUUUCAUGUACUGUAUAGCAUAAUGUAU
Molecule: messenger RNA, 1729 nt
Organism: Bufo bufo (common toad)
Lineage: Eukaryota; Metazoa; Chordata; Amphibia; Anura; Bufonidae
Gene: PTGFR
Product: prostaglandin F receptor
Exons: 3
Coding region: 355-1485 (376 amino acids)
Biological process (GO): inflammatory response; adenylate cyclase-activating G protein-coupled receptor signaling pathway; positive regulation of cytosolic calcium ion concentration
Cellular component (GO): plasma membrane
Molecular function (GO): prostaglandin F receptor activity
Source: RefSeq, a predicted model, not a curated record